Molecule: messenger RNA, 1113 nt
Organism: Chaetomium globosum CBS 148.51
Lineage: Eukaryota; Fungi; Ascomycota; Sordariomycetes; Sordariales; Chaetomiaceae
Exons: 1
Coding region: 1-1113 (370 amino acids)
Biological process (GO): spindle assembly
Cellular component (GO): cytosol; HAUS complex
Source: RefSeq, a predicted model, not a curated record
AUGGCCCAUCUGCCUCCCAACGCAGCAAUCUUCUCGCCUUCAGUCGCCCGCGCGGCUGCUUCAGCCGCCAAAGACUGGUCUUAUGUUGACGGCUGGCUACAACGCAAAUUUCCCGGCGUUGGCCCUCCCACGUUUGAGCGCAAUGCCGACACAUUACGCGUUCUGCUCGCCCUCGCCGCUGCCAACGAAGCAGCCGACGAGGAACGCACCCUGGUCGCCCGUCUCGAGGCCGAGACUCUCACCCAACUCCGUGCCCGCGAGCAACCUCAAAGUCAAGCGGGGGGCGAAAGCACCAACACCGACAACAACACCCUCGACUCAGCCCGCGAAGCAAUCCUCACCGCCCUCGAAACCUCGCUCCCUCGGGAAGGCCAAACCGCCCUCACCGCUCUCGCCGCCCUGGCGUUGCAGACCAACACCCCCCUCCCCACACCCGCCGCCCUCGGCACCGAACUCAUCACCCUCUCCUCCACCACCGCCACCCUAGAGCAAACCACCGCCCGCAUCCACACCCUCACAACCCACCUCGCGCGCGAAGCCGCUGCAACAGCCCAGCUCGCCGCCGAGCUCCGCCCCCCAUCACCCCCACAUCACCCCCACCCCCACGACAACGUCGUUGACGACGACGACGACGACGACGAAAACAACAACACCACCAACAACCCAUCACCACACCAAGCCACCUCCCACAAGCCCCCCUUAACAGGCUACCACCCCCCCGCCGACCUCGCCCUACAGAACCUAACCCUCCAGCGCCAAAUCAAAGCUCUCUCAACGCGCAUCCCCGAGCUCCGCGACAAGGCCGCCGCCAUCGCACGAUCCACCGGCACCGGCACCACCACCACCGGAACCACGACCACCACCACGAGCAUAGCCGACGUGCGGCGCGAAGAGGAGGCGUACACGGCGCUGCUGGCCGCGAAGCGGGAGCUGGACGGGCAGGUGCGGGCGUUUGCGGGGCUGCCGCCCGACGCGGAGCGGGCGCGGCAGGAGCUGGAGGGCCUGCGGGGCGAGCUGCGGCGCAUGACGCUGCGGCGGGAUGAGGUGUUUGAGGGGUUGGUGGAGAGGGAGACGCCGCGGAAGAGGGAGAGGGGGGCAAGUGUGAGGAAGUAG